Messenger RNA from Amoebophrya sp. A120, 213 nucleotides. NCBI's taxonomy places the organism in Eukaryota, Dinophyceae, Syndiniales, Amoebophryaceae. The record is from the annotation of a GenBank genome assembly.
GGAUCCGGAAGAAGGGGCAGGCGGCCCUGGACUCUUUGGUGUGCCAGGGAACAGCGGCGGCGUGCUCUUGGUUCCUGCUGGCGCUCCUGGCGGUGGUCCUCCGGAUCAGGAUAUUAGCGGUAACACAACUUCUACCGAUAGCUGGCUAGCGUCCAACUGGUACAUUUUUCUGCUCUGGCCGAGUUACAUCUUGAUCACCAUAUUGUCCCUCCC